Molecule: messenger RNA, 5742 nt
Organism: Diachasma alloeum
Lineage: Eukaryota; Metazoa; Arthropoda; Insecta; Hymenoptera; Braconidae
Product: zinc finger protein rotund
Exons: 6
Coding region: 1229-3157 (642 amino acids)
Source: RefSeq, a predicted model, not a curated record
GGUUCACAGUAUUAUUUCCGGGCGUGAGUGCGUGACUGUAUACUAAAUGAUUUUUUUUUUCGUUCCGUUCGCCUUUAAUUAUUAUCAUUAUACGUGUUUAUGAUUGUGUGGAAUCACCUAGCGAGUCACAUGACACCCUGCGAUUGCGUGAAACAAAUAGAAAAUUGUUAAAUUUUUUUUCAAUUUGAAAGACGAAAAAAUAAUAGGAGUCGAAUUUUUUGUGCUUUGAAUUUUCCCGCCUUUUUUAAAAAUGAUUCUGCGAUGCUCCAUUCUCCCGGCAACAUCGACUAGCCGCUCUGGGACUGUACACGUGUUGAGACGCAUAAAAAACUGAGAUUUUAAUUUUGUGUUGUUGAAAAUACUUCGGAAAAUGUGAAGGGACUCCGGGAUAUUUGACGAUUAAACCGUGCAAUAAGUGGAGAUCGGUAAAUUCUAGUCAAGUGUAUAAAAAAAAAGUAGAGGAUUACAUGAUCGACUGAUAUAAUUUAUUAACUGAAAGACUGUUUCCGUAAUAAAGCGAAUUGUCAAGUGGCAAAUGGAGAGGUUAUAGGCUGAAUACAACGACGCAACGUCAAGACAACCGAGUGAUUGUUAUUUUAUUUUGAUUUUCAAAAACACUUGGAAUUCCUUUGUGAUUGAGUCAUCCAGUUCGACACGAGUGUAAACAAAACAUUGAAUACAGUGGUGACAUGGUGCGAGGAAUUUCGACAGUGUUUACGUUUUGGAGAGUGGCUGAAUCCUGAAAAAUCGAAUUAAUCGGGGUGAAUCAUUCCUCGGAAGUAAGAUAAAUAAUAAAUCCGAGGGUUUCGUAUUGUCUUAAACGUCGACAAAGUCCUCAAGGGAAUGAAAAAAAAUCUCUCCCUUGAAGUGAAGGGGAAAAUCACCUGAAGUGAGAAAUAAUCAUCGAAUCACUGGGUUAACAGUCGGGGAAAUGUCUUGAGACAUUGGAAAAAUCAUCAGGGUCAUAAAAAAAUCAGUUUGUGGAGUAAAAGUGAAGUGACGAUUUUUCAAGUAAAUUCGUAAUAAUCGUCUUCUUGACUUUGAUCAAGUGCUGGUUCGCGAUAAACUCCACGUGAUGGUGACAAUGAUGACAAUGAUGAUGGGGUCAGUACCCUGGAGUGAAUGAAGUGAUUUUUGAUUUUUUUUUUGUGGUUUUUGGUGCUUCUGAGGGCUAUUGAACCUUGGGGAAGGGGAGGGAAAAGGGGGAAUAGUGACGUUUCGACGAGAUAUGUAUCCCUGGUACAGGGAGAGCGUCGCGGCGGCAGCGGCUGCGGGACUCGGUGGGCCUGUUGGUGUCGUUGGCACUGGAUUCUGCUCUACAGCACCUGGACAGGGUGGCACUACUAUUAAAACUGAGAGCGGGUACUCAGACUGCAUGCUGGCGCUGGAUUACGUGCAGAGCAAGUAUCCCUCGAAUUUGUAUUUUCAGAAGGCAUCCUUUGCCUGGUCAGAGGGUGGCGACGAGGGUGGCGGGGGUGGAAAUGGUACCGGUGGCACUGGUGCAGCGGUCACUGGCUCGUCAACACCCGGCAGUGGUGGCGGUGGUUUGGCACACUGGGUCAGUGUCAUGGCUGAACACAUACACAAUCCGCAUUCAGCUGGCAAUGUCGGUGGUGUUCAUCAUCAGCAACAGUCACCACCACAACCACCUUAUCCCUGGAACAACGGACUCGCCAGUGAUCAAUGCAAUCCACAUGAAAAGGAUGCAGAUUACUGGGGCACGGGACGCGGUGCCAAGCAGGGAUACGAGCAUUUCCUGUUGCAGGCCAAGAUGAACGCUGACCACGGACAAAUCCAGAAGGGUGACGAACAAUAUCGUGGCACAGGGGGUGGUAGUAGCAGUGGUAGUCCACCGGCAAGUCUUCUAGUUGUACCCCAGCCCCUGACAGUGAAGCCCUCGCAUCCGUCGCAUCUAAAUCCCCAUCUGGGCGGUCCACACUCGCAUCCACCGAGGAAAUAUCAAUGCAAGAUGUGUCCACAAAUAUUCGGCAGUAAAGCGGAUCUCCAAUUACACACACAAAUACACAUGAGGGAGGCAAAACCCUACAAGUGUACGCAAUGCUCGAAAGCAUUUGCAAAUUCAUCGUAUCUAUCACAACACACACGUAUACAUCUUGGUAUAAAACCAUACCGCUGUGAAAUAUGUCAACGUAAAUUUACCCAGUUAAGUCAUCUACAGCAGCACAUACGUACACACACUGGUGAUAAACCAUACAAAUGCCGUCAUCCUGGUUGUACUAAGGCAUUCAGUCAACUGAGUAACCUGCAGAGUCACUCACGCUGCCAUCAGACUGACAAACCAUACAAGUGCAAUUCGUGUUACAAGUGUUUCUCAGAUGAGCCAAGUUUACUUGAACACAUACCAAAGCACAAAGAGUCUAAACAUUUGAAAACCCAUAUAUGCCAGUACUGCGGCAAAAGUUACACCCAGGAAACAUAUUUGGCUAAACAUAUGCAAAAACAUGCCGAGAGAACGGACAAAAGACCACCGAUAAUAGGCACUGGAUUGAGGCCAUCGAUUCACGCUAUGGCAGCACAUCAUCAAGAUCCACAUCAUUAUUGGCCAAAAGUUAGUCCCGAUUCAGUGAUUAGUGAAUUACACGAUAGAUUACCACAUCAUCAUGCAGCAGCGGCUGCUGCUGCUGAUUAUCAUCAAAAUCAAAACAAUGACAUGUUGUUACCGUCCCACGGGGGUCAUCGGGGUGAUGCCAAUAUUGAAAAUGACUCGAGGCAACAGACACCACAGCCACCUGGCAAUCAUCAUCCUAACAGUAGUUCAGCUUUUACGCCAAUUUCAUCAAUCUCGAUAAAUUCCAUAUCGUCAAUGCAACAUCCAUUGAAUCCAUUGAAUCAUCUUCAUUAUCCUGGUAGUCAUCAUCCAGCGUCGAGACCGUAUCUUUAUGAGGCUUUCAAUUCCCAAAAAUCAUCGCCAACAUCUAGCGCCGCGGGGGUUACCUCGGGCACAACGACUAAUCAAAAUACAACAUCAUUUCCUAAUCAAUUGAUUAGUUUACAUCAGAUUAGAAAUUAUGCUCAUCAACCUAAUCUUGGUAAUCUUGGUAAUCUUGGUAAUUUAAGUAAUCUCAGUAAUUUGGGUAAUUUGAGCGCUUCUAUGGAGGGUCAUACGUUGUUAGGUGGACUCAAAGACAAACAGUGAAUGUAGAGAUGAAAGGGGAAAAAUAAUGAAUAAAACAAUGUUGAUCAAUUAUUUUUCUCAUCCCUUUGUACUCUUUAUUUUUCUGUUGUGGUUUAUUUAAUUUCUCAUUAGAAAGGCGGAAGAUGGAAAAUGUAAAGGGAGAAUCUGGCUCUGAAACUUCUUUGGAAAUUGAGGAGAAAAAAAAUGAUGAAAUAUUUUUUUUUGUGAAGAAAAAAUGUUUGAUAUGCCUCGAAGGCCUUUUUCUUACCCACCCGGUGAACUUUUCAGGGAAAAGUCAAGUGCAUGGGGAAAAAAGUUUUUUUUUAGUUAAUUUUUUUCUCUCGAUUUUUUAGUAGAAAUUUAACGAAGUUACGGAGCCUGCAUGUUCUCUCUGAAUAUUAUAAUUAAAGGACGAGAUAACUGAUGUACUUAUUCGCGAUUUCUGCAGGAUUAAUGAAAAAUCGGGGCGCUUUUUAUUUUUCAUUCGUCUAUAGAAAAAAAUUCUGUUACGUUUAAGGGUUUUUACAAUCUGUGAUUAAGUGGAAUAAUGAGGACGGUAAAUUGAUAUUCAAUGUCACCAAUUUUUUCAUUUUUCGGUUCUUUUAAUUCAAAUGGGAAUUUACAGAAAAUUUUAUUUGACUUUUUUGUUUAUUCUACUCAAUUACAGAGAUAAAAAGAUGGGAAAAAAUUUAAUAAUAAAAGAAAAUACACAAAUUGAAGCACGUACACACUCCACGAGGGCACAAAUCGCGAGAAUGUUUUGUUGGAUGCGAGAGAGAGAGAGAAUGACAGAGUAAAUAUUUGGAGAGAAAGAGAAUAGAAUAGGUUAUGAUGGUGCCACGAAAAAAGGGACAAAUUGGAAAUGGAUACAAAAAAUAAGAAAAACACAUGAAUGUGAAAGAUGUGUUGACUGCAUAAGAGAAAGAAAAAAGUAAGUGGUAGAGAAACUUCUUUGUACAUAGCUAUUAUAUAAAUAUAUAUAAAUAAAAUAUAUAUUAUUAAUUAUUAAUAUUAUUAAUUAUUAAUUAAUAUUUGGUAGGUGUGUAAGGUGGAUUUAAAAGAAGAAAUUAUGAAAUAGACUUAAUGAAAUGGAAAAUAAUAAUAAUAACGGAGAAAAAAAAAUUAUUCUAUGUACCUUGUCCGAGGAAAAGUGAGAAGAGGGAGAUAACUGACGCUGUCCAGCAUUUUUUUCUCAAUUUGUUUUCUUUUUUUCCUUUUAAUUUGUUUUUCAAUUCAACUGAUAUUUUUACUAUUCUACGAAAAUGAUAUUGGAACAAAGGUGAGAUGAGAAUUUUGUGAUUUUAAAGAUUAAAAAAUUCCCUGAACUUCAACAUUAAGUUUUCAUUCAAUUUUUUUAAAACAUUACAUUACUUUUUUUUAAUGGAAAAUACUGUUCAUUCGAUAGAGUCAUUCACACGAGCGAGAGAAUUUUUUAGAGAUGAAAAAAAAAAUUGAAUGCAUUAUCAAUCGAAAUGAAAGAAAGAAACGAAAACUGUAGAUAAUUUCUUGUUACAGCGCGAACUCGAGAUCAGCCAUAUUGGAAAUAAAGAAAUACAUCGAUUUGUGCUCAAAUAUGUCCUUUAAAACCAUCGAAAAAUAAUCAUUAUCAUUUAUUCACAUUUAUUACACGAUUAGAACAUGAAAAAUCAUCGGAAAAUCGGUCAAUUAUUUGUCAUUGAAUGUUUUAAAUCUCGAGGUGAUGCUCCAUUUUCAAUAUGGCUGAUGAAAAAAUGUAUAUUUUAAUCUCGAGUGCGUCGCCCCAUCUGUGCUCAAGUUGUUUAACUUAGUUUGUUAUUAAGAAAGUAAUGAUAUUCUACCAAUUAUAACGAAUUAAUUGUAAUUGAAAACAAGAAAAAAUCGCUCUUUUGGUUUCCUCGAUAAUUUAAUCAUUUAAAAAAUGAAAAUCAUUGACAAAUAUUCAUUCACAUUUUGUUUCUAUUUUAAAUUGAACGAAAGUGAUAUACAAAACUUGACAAAAUAAAGACACAUUGUAAUGGAUGAGACAGUUAAUUUUUACGUGUACAAGGGACAGAGUGAACGAUCGAGUGCUAGUUAAUUUUUAAAAAAAUGAGUUUAGAACAAAUAAUGAAAAAUGUUCAAUUUACUUUCUUUUAUGGGGAACAAAUAAACAAAAGUUAUGAGGAAAAAUUAUGUUACGGGAAACCGGACCUCGCGCUUUAAUUGUGAUUUUUUUUCUGUCUAUUCUUAGUUUUCAUUAAUUAUUAUUAUAAUAUGAUUUUCGUUUAAUAAACUAUCCCGUUUAAAAAAUCCUAAUUAUUUGUUGAUUUUUUUUAAUCGCAUUUUCGGUCGUCAAGAAGAUCCAGUCUUUUUAUUGCUGGAAAUAUGAAAAAAAUGAAUGAGAUUCUUCUUUUUAAGCAAUAAAUUGAUAAGAUCUGCCAAUUAGUUUUUGUUCCUCGAUAAUUUCCCUCUAUUCCCGCAUGUCUAUUCCAUUUCAAAUCUCAGAUGAAGAUAAUUCCAUAGACGCUCGUUGGCAACAUUAACCUAAAAAUAUUGAUCAUCAUUUUUUAAAAAUAAUUCUACUAAUAUUUGUUGAUGGACCAAAUCAAUCGCAAUCAAUAAAUUCGUUGAUUAAAAAUUAAAAAACA